Messenger RNA from Eucalyptus grandis, 2034 nucleotides. Its product is annotated as probable arabinosyltransferase ARAD1. The transcript has 3 exons. Gene Ontology annotation, molecular function: glycosyltransferase activity. Lineage: Eukaryota; Viridiplantae; Streptophyta; Magnoliopsida; Myrtales; Myrtaceae. The record is from RefSeq and is a predicted model, not a curated record.
AACGUAUAAAAAGACAGAGCAAACGCCAAUGACACUCCAUCCUCUUCUUCUUCCUCGUAUGGUGUCUUGUCUGUCCGUCCGACCGCCUCUGCAACCCCGCCAUGCGCUCCAGCUGCUGAGCCGAUGAGCGAGCGAUCCGCCAAAUCAAGAAAGCCCAAACCCACUUCCCCUCCAUCCAAUGCGAUCCCGACCUCCUCGUCCUCCCCGAAUCCCGCUCCGCAGCCAUCCCUCCCGAUCCCCAUGGCCCGCAAAUCCUCCCUCCUCAAGCAAGCCCUGAUCUUGGUCCUCCUCCUCCUCGCCCUCUACGCCUUCUUCACUUCCUUCCUCAACCCAGAUCCCAAAAUCGAUCCUUCCUUCCGAAUUCAGCGUCCUUCCGGCGAAGACCAUGGCGAAUUUCCCGUAAAGGCGCCGCCUUUGCUCACCAAGGUGUUCAUGUACGAGGUUCCGGAGAGGUUCACCUACGGCGUCAUCCGGGAGCACUCGGCCGCGCGCGGUGGAGCCCACGUUGCCGACGUGUCGGCCCUCAAGUACCCCGGGCACCAGCACAUGGCGGAGUGGUACCUCUUUGCGGAUUUGAACCGGCCCGAGCUGGAGAGGGCCCAGGCCGGCUCGCCGGUCGCUCGGGUGACCGAUCCCGAGGAGGCCGAUCUCUUCUACGUGCCGGUGUUCUCGUCAUUGAGCUUGAUUGUGAAUCAGGGCCGGCCUCCCGGGACGGAUCCGACGUACAGCGACGAGGAGAUGCAGGAGGAGCUGGUGAAGUGGUUGGAGGGUCAGGAGUAUUGGAAGAGGAACAAUGGGCGGGAUCACAUAAUCAUUGCUCAGGACCCGAAUGCGCUGUACCGGGUCGUGGAUCGCCUUAAGAAUGCCAUCCUCUUGGUGUCGGAUUUCGGGCGGUUGAAGCCGGACCAGGCCUCACUGGUCAAAGAUGUGAUCUUGCCAUAUUCACAUCGGAUCAACACUUACAAUGGUGAUGUCGGGAUCGAGAAACGCAAGACUUUGUUGUUCUUUAUGGGAAACCGUUUCCGGAAAGAGGGAGGAAAAAUUCGUGAUUUGCUGUUUCAAAUACUUGAAGAUGAAGAGGAUGUCGUAAUGAAACAUGGUGCACAAUCUAGAGAGAGUUGACGCGCAGCAUCACAGGGGAUGCAUACAUCCAAGUUCUGUCUCAACCCUGCUGGCGAUACCCCAUCGGCCUGCCGUCUCUUUGAUGCUAUAGUUAGCUUGUGCAUCCCAGUUAUCGUCAGUGACAGUAUCGAGUUGCCAUUUGAAGAUGUCAUAGACUACCGGAAAAUUGCAAUAUUUGUAGAUACUGCCACUUCUCUGAAGCGAGGAUUUUUGGUGAAACUUCUGAGAAAAGUACAGACAGAAAAGAUUCUGGAAUAUCAGAAAGAGCUAAAAGAGGUGAAGCGAUUUUUCGAGUAUGGUGAUCCAAACGGAACAGUCAAUGAAAUUUGGCGGCAAAUAUCACAGAAGCUACCCCUUAUUAAACUGAUGAUUAACCGUGACAAGAGGAUUGUCAAGAGGGACAUGAGUGAACCAGACUGUUCCUGUAUCUGUUCGAACCAGACGGGGGUCAUUUCCACUCUAUGACACGAGCACUACUUGUACCUUGAUCUCCGACCACUAUUUGCAAACCUGCCUGCUUGGGUGCUGGCCAGUUGGUGUUGGAAUUCGCUCGUGUUUGGAUUCAGCAACUAUACCGCGAUCUGCAGGACACCCUGCAAGGCUGAGUUUAGAAAUAUCGAGGAGCUGUCACUGCAUUUAAUUUAUCCUCAUUUCUUGCUAGUACACCGUUUACAAUUGACACCCUCCCCUUACAUUACGCCCUUGGCAGAGGAUUUUUCAGGGUUUGUUAGGCAGGGUAGCAGUUGUAGAUCAUUAGAGAUUCUGGUACUUGUGGUGAUGCAGAAUAGGGAAAUUAGAUUAAAGAUUGAUUGCUGCCUGUAUUUUCCACAUAUUGUACAUUGUACAGAAGAAGAUCUGACCGUAUACCUUAUUCUUUUUCUUAUGUUGGAAUGGUGAGUUGACUUCUUUGUA